GCCCGCCCGCCCUCCCAAAAUUCCCCGCCUCUCCCCGCAAAAGCCACGCCCGAAACCAAAAAAACCCGCGCGGCCGCCCGAAAUCCCCCUCUCCGCUCCCCUCGCGCCGCGCCGCUCGUGCCCAUGGAUCCGCGGGCGGAGGCGGACGCGGCGGCGGUGCUGGGCGCCGACCCGGCGGCGCUGACGGCGCUGCUGGCGGACCUGACCUCCCCGGCCAACGAGGCGCGGUCGCGGGCGGAGCAGCAGUUCCACGCGCUCCGCGGGUCGCACCCGGACGCGCUCGCGCUGAGCCUCGCGCACCUGCUGCUCUCCCCGGCGCACCCCUCCACGCCCAUCGCCGCCGUGCUGCUGCGCCGCCUCAUUGCCCCGUCGUCCCAGGCCUUCGUCUACCCCGCGCUGUCGCCCGCCACGCAGUCCUCGCUCCGCGCGCUGCUCCUCUCCGCCGCCUCCGCGCCCGCGCUCCCCAGGUCCGUCUCCAGGAAGCUCUCCGACGCCGUCGCGGAGCUCGCCUCCUUCCUCCUGCCGGCCAACGCGUGGCCCGACCUGCUCAGCUUCCUGUACAAGUCCAUCGACUCCCAGUCGUCCCCUCCGGGGCUGCAGGAGUCGGCGCUCAACAUCCUGGCCCGGCUGGCCUCUCACCUCGCCGCCGUCUUCCCCAACCUACACGGGCUCCUCCACGCCGCGCUGUCCCAUCCCUCGUCCGCCGAUGUCCGUGUCGCAGGGCUCAAUGCGGCCAUCAGCCUCAUCCAGUCCCUUCCGUCCGCUGGGGCCCGCGACCAAUUCCAGGACCUCCUUCCGGCCAUGAUGCGUGCUCUGGCCGAGUCCCUCAACUGCGGGAACGAGGGCUCCGCGCAGGAGGCUCUGGAGAUGAUGAUUGAGCUCGCUGGUGCAGAGCCGCGGUUUCUGCGCCGCCAGCUGCCCGACGUGGUCGCCUCCAUGCUGCAGAUUGCCGAGGCCCCGGGAUUAGAGGACGGCACCCGCCACCUUGCCGUCGAGUUUGUUGUUACACUCGCUGAGGCAAGGGAGCGUGCCCCUGGGAUGAUGAGGAAGCUGCCACGGUACGUUGGGCGGCUCUUUGCAGUACUUAUGACUAUGCUGCUCGAUGUCCAGGAUGAGCCGGCAUGGCAUGCCGCUGUGUCAGAGGAAGAAGAUGCUGGAGAGACCGGAAGCUAUGUCUUCGCACAGGAAUGUCUGGACCGGUUGGCAAUUGCUGUUGGCGGUAACACAAUUCUGCCUGUUGCGGCUGAGUUGCUUCCAUCAUUUUUCUCCUCUGAAGAUUGGAAGAGACGGCAUGCAGCAUUGGUGACCAUAGCUCAGAUUGUAGAGGGCUCUGCUAAGGUGAUGAUUAAGAAUCUGGAGCAGGUGGUUGGGAUGGUACUGAAUUCCUUCCAGGAUCCUCAUCCUCGGGUGAGGUGGGCAGCAAUUAAUGCAGUAGGGCAACUUUCAACGGAUCUGGGACCUGAGUUACAAAAUCAGUUGCACCAUGUCGUGCUACCUGCACUAGCUUCAGCAAUGGAUGAUGUCCAGAACCCACGCGUACAGGCACAUGCUGCAUCAGCUAUCCUAAACUUCAGUGAAAACUGUAGACCGGAUAUUUUGACACCAUACCUAGAUGGAAUAGUUGGGAAACUUCUAUUGUUGCUUCAGACUGGAAACCAAAUGGUGCAAGAGGCUGCUCUAACUGCUUUAGCAUCAGCAGCAGAUUCUUCACAGGAACACUUCCAAAAGUAUUAUGAUGCAGUAAUGCCAUACCUCAAGGCUAUUCUUAUGAAUGCGACUGAUAAAUCCAACAGAAUGUUGCGUGCCAAAUCAAUGGAAUGCAUUAGUUUAGUUGGUAUGGCAGUUGGGAAACAGAAGUUUAAGGAUGAUGCUAAGCAGGUGAUGGAAGUUCUCAUGACGCUGCAAGGAUCUCAGAUGGAGGCUGAUGACCCUAUAACAAGUUACAUGCUGCAAGCAUGGGCAAGACUGUGUAAAUGCCUUGGUCAGGAUUUCUUACCAUACAUGAGUGUGGUUAUGCCCCCUCUGCUCCAGUCUGCUCAACUCAAACCAGAUGUGAGUGUCACUUCUGCUGGACCAGAAGAUGAAAUUGGUGAAUCUGACGACGAGGGUGUCGAGACUAUUACACUGGGUGAUAAGAGAAUUGGCAUCCGGACUAGUCUACUAGAGGAGAAAGCUACAGCAUGUAAUAUGCUGUGUUGCUACGCUGAUGAGCUCAAGGAAGGAUUUUUCCCAUGGAUUGAUCAGGUUACAACUACACUUGUACCUCUCCUCAAGUUCUAUUUUCAUGAAGAAGUUAGGAAGGCAGCAAUUUCAGCAAUGCCAGAACUUCUUUGUUCAGCAAAAUUGGCUGUAGAAAAGGGUCAAGCUCAAGGUCGUGAUAAGUCUUAUCUUAAGCAACUAUCUGAUUAUAUAGUUCCAGCCCUUGUAGAGGUCAUGCACAAAGAACCUGAGCCACAAAUUUGUGCAAGCAUACUGGAAUCAUUGAAUGAGUCCAUACAGGUAUCUGGAACACUUCUUGAGGAAAAUCAAGUAAGAUCUGUAGUGGAGGGAGUAAAAGAAGUUAUAGUUGCAAGCGCUAAUAGGAGGAUAGAACGAACAGAGAGGGUGAAGGCUGAAGACUUUGAUUCUGAAGAAGAGGAACUACUUAGAGAAGAAAACGAACAGGAGGAUGAAAUUUUUGACCAAGUUGGUGAUUGUCUAGGCACUCUUGCCAAAACAUUCAAGACUUAUUUUCUUCCGUUUUUCGAUGAACUCUCCAUGUAUUUAACACCUAUGUUGGGCAAGGAUAGAACAUCAGAAGAAAGAAGGAUUGCCAUAUGCAUUUUUGAUGAUGUCGCUGAGCAUUGCCGUGAAGCAGCAAUUAGGUAUUAUGAUGCAUAUCUUCCUUCUCUAUUAGAAGCCUGCACAAGUGAAAAUCCAGAUGUCAGGCAGGCUGCAGUUUAUGGAAUUGGCAUUUGUGCUGAAUUUGGCGGUUCUGCAUUUAGACCUCACACUGGGGAGGCCCUAUCCAGAUUAUACAAUGUAAUCAAACAUCCUAAUGCGCUGGAUUUGGAUAACGCGAUGGCAUAUGACAAUGCUGUUUCUGCUCUUGGAAAGAUAUGCCAAUUUCAUCAUGAUAGCAUCGAUGCAUCUCAGGUCAUUCCUUCUUGGUUGAGUUGCCUGCCAUUAAAAAAUGAUUUAAUUGAGGCCAAGCUUGUCCAUGAGCAGCUGUGUACAAUGCUUGAGAAGUCCGAGAGGGAGCUUCUGGGUCAUAAUAAUCAGUACCUUCCAAAGAUUGUGUCUGUUUUCGCAGAGGUAGGGAUUUGGUGAAGAGAUCUGCCAGAUUAUCACAAGACUUUGUUUGUAAGAUGUUUAUCUCUCCACUUUGCUGAAGCUCAUGGGGAUAAAACAAUUUAGGAGCAAUAUGUUUGGUGAUAUUGCUUUUGAUGUAAUCUUUUUGCAUUUGUGUAAUACAAGCGGCAUUAUAUUCAUAGAUAAUGGUAGGUGAUUAUGCGGAAUCAAUACCACAUGAUUUCUCAAUGUGGUUUAUCAUUCUGCGGAGCCACACGCAUUCACGUGAUGCCUCGAAUAGUGCAAUAAUCUCAGAAUGAUUUGUAGAUGUAGCCACUAAGGUUUGUUUAGAUGACUUCCAUGAUAUAGCAGUUCCUCCAUGAAGGAACACAAAACCUGUCUGUGAUCUGGCAUUGUGGGGAUCAGGCAAAUAGCCAGCAUCAGUGUAUCCAACUAAGCUAGGAUCAUUGGUUUUCUGAAAGAAUAAGCCAAGAUCCUUAGUACCAUUCAUGUAUCUAAGGAUUUGUUUUGCUCCGGUCCAAUGACGCUUAGUCGGGGUACCACUAUGUCUUGCUAACAGAUUCACUGCAAAUGCAAUGUCAGGUCUGGUACUGUUUGCAAGGUACAUUAGUGCUCCGAUGAGACUGAGAUAAGGAUAUUCUGAUUCUAAUAUCUCUUCUCCCUCCUCCCGUGGUCGGAAAAUGUCCUUUUCCUUAUCGAGAGAUCGAACAACCAUGGGAGUUUUAUUUGGAUAUGCUUUGUCCAUAUUGAAUUUCUCCAAUAGUUUCUGGACAUAGACAGACUGGUGCACUAAAAUUCCUGAGUGAAGGUGCUCGAUUUUCAAACCUAAGCAAAAUUUGGUUUUACCCAAAUCCUUCAUCUUAAAUUCCGUCUUAAGAUGUUUGCGGGCUUCAUCAAUAUCUUGUGUAUUGCCAAUGAUAUUCAAAUCAUCUAUAUACACUGAUAUAAUGCAAAAUCCUGUGGAGGAUCUUUUGAUGAAGACGCACGGGCAAUCAUCAUUAUUGGAGUAACCUUUUUGCAAAAGAUACUCACUCAGUCGGUUGUAUCACAUCCUUCCCGACUGUUUAAGACCAUAGAGUGA
This is a messenger RNA of Panicum virgatum (switchgrass), 4372 nucleotides long. RefSeq names its product importin-5-like. Gene Ontology annotation, cellular component: nucleus; cytoplasm. Gene Ontology annotation, biological process: protein import into nucleus. Gene Ontology annotation, molecular function: protein binding; nuclear import signal receptor activity. The transcript is spliced from 19 exons. NCBI's taxonomy places the organism in Eukaryota, Viridiplantae, Streptophyta, Magnoliopsida, Poales, Poaceae. The record is from RefSeq and is a predicted model, not a curated record. Bases 124 to 3309 code for a protein of 1061 amino acids.